GCGUUGGAUCCUCCAAAAAUGCACUAUUUUUGAAGGAUCUAACACACACCUGACGACAUUUUUGAAGAGUCCGAGCAACAUAACUUUAAAGUCCUAUGCAGGUCACCUUCUAGCUUUAAAAUCCUUAUUCCUGACUUUUGUUUGUGGAAUAUAUUAUUUUCAGUUAUUUAAUUCCUUUUCAAUCCUUAAGGAGUUUGACAAACAUUAUUGACUUGUUCAGCAAUGAUCCUGCAGGGGUGGAUGUGAAGGCUCCUAAAUUUUGGCAGUUGGUUUCGAAGGUCAUGCAACUGAAGGAAUACCAAGAAACUGAAUUAUCAUGCAACCAGAAUACCAAACCAGUAGUCGAAGGCAAGAUGUUGAAAGCAUCGGACAUAGUGGAACCACUCUACUGGAGAAAGAGCACUCUCCCAUUGAUGCCUCAAGCCUCUCUAUGUCACCUAUAUGUCCAGCACCUCUUUGCCGCCAGUUUUGGAAAGCUGGAAACUAUGAUUCCGGACUUAUUUACAAGUCGUCCUCUAAAAAUGGGACUAGUUUCCUGCGUGUUCACCCAAAGUUCCUUCACUCAAAUGCCACUUCCCAUAAAUGGGCAUUUGGGGCCAUAGCUGAACUGCUUGACAAUGCUGUUGAUGAGAUACAAAAUGGGGCCACCUAUGCCAUUAUAGAUAAAAUGUUAAAUCCGAAGGAUGGAACUUCAGCUUUGUUAAUUCAAGAUGAUGGUGGUGGAAUGGACCAAGAAGCCAUGCGAUGCUGUCUGAGUUUUGGAUUUUCAGAUAAGAAGUCCAAAACAGCCAUUGGACAGUAUGGAAACGGUUUUAAGACAAGUUCGAUGAGACUUGGGGCUGACGUUGUUGUCUUCAGCCGCUGUAUGAAGAACAGGAAAUUGACACAAAGUGUCGGUCUUCUCUCUUUUACAUUUUUGACACGAGCAGGCCUUGACAGAAUAGUGGUACCUAUGAUUGAAUAUGAGUUCAUGUCAGCAACUAGCAAAUGGACUUCAAUCUGCAGUGAACAGCAUUUUGUGAACAAUCUCUCAUUGUUGUUGCAGUGGUCUCCAUUUUCAACUGAGGAAGAGCUUCUUAAGCAAUUUGAUAGCAUUGGUGAUCAUGGCUCGAAGAUCAUAAUCUACAAUUUGUGGCUAAAUGAUGAUGGAAAAAUGGAGCUCGACUUCUACUCAGACCCUGAGGAUAUUCGUAUCUCUUGUGAUGCAGAAAGUGGUAAAAGUUACUCCCGCAUGUCAGUAAGUGACCUGCAUCUUGCCAACACUCUUCGAUAUUCACUCCGAGCAUAUUUAUCUAUCUUGUACUUGCGAAUCCCAGAAAACUUUUGCAUAUGGCUGUGCGGGCAGAUUGUAGAGUAUCAUAACAUUGCCAAUGAUCUCAAGUAUCGAGAAUUUAUCUUGUACAAACCUCAGAAUGGUGGAUGUGAAGAGGGUUCUGUCAUUACUUCCAUUGGUUUCCUAAAGGAAGCUCCACUGGUGAAUAUUCAUGGUUUCAAUGUCUACCACAAGAAUCGUUUGAUACUGCCAUUUUGGCACGUGGUAGUAGGCAUUUCUGUCAAUAGAAGCAGAGGGGUUGUAGGUGUUCUAGAAGCAAAUUUUAUUAAGCCAACUCAUAAUAAACAGGACUUUGAGAAAACUCCCCUCUUUCACAAGCUUGAGCACCGAUUAAAGGAGAUGACAUGGGAGUACUGGGACCAUCACUGUGGAUUAAUUGGUUAUCAUGCAACUAAACAGCUUCGUGCACCUUCUCAGGAUUCACCGCAAUCUAGAAAGAAACAUGCAACCGCAAAAAGGAAAAACUGUGAUCAUCAAAUAGAACCUGAAAUUUUGAAACAGAAGGCGGGGUUAAGUGUAAAUCUACCUGAUCCUGAGUCUAUUCAAAAUCCGCCUGCAACCACUAUCACAAGUCCCUUGGAAGAUCAAGAGAUGGUCCUCCUCCUUAAAGAGAAUAAAAGGCUCCAUGCAAGAUGCUUGGAAAUUGAGAAGAAGGAAGAGGAAUUUAAUGCCAAGGUAACUUUGCUAAGGAAGGAACUAAAAGAAGAACAACGUAAAUAUGCCCGCUUGCUAGUUCAAUCAGCAGUGCUGGAGAACUCCAAGAGGGAGCAUACUGUUAUAAUUGUAUAGAUGAGCUUGCUAUAUUGCUUCUAAUAUUGUUUUUGUAAAUUUAUAUUUCUGGUUUACGAAAAAAUUCCAUGA
Solanum verrucosum is the source of this 2194-nucleotide messenger RNA. RefSeq names its product protein MICRORCHIDIA 6-like. The coding region runs from base 317 to 2122 and encodes 601 amino acids. The record is from RefSeq and is a predicted model, not a curated record. Lineage: Eukaryota; Viridiplantae; Streptophyta; Magnoliopsida; Solanales; Solanaceae. Gene Ontology annotation, cellular component: nucleus. Gene Ontology annotation, molecular function: ATP hydrolysis activity. The transcript has 19 exons.